AUGAUGAUGGAUAAUACUGAAGGAGAGGAUGAUGAUGAAGAGGAUGAGGAUACACCACUUUAUAAAAAGAAAGCUGCCUUGCAAGGAUUGGAUUCGAGAGAAUUGGCUUGCCUGAGGUGGUUUGAAUUAUUGAAUGGAAAGCCACAACCUCAUCCCGAUGUAGAUGAUUACUUUAUUGAUAAGACAAAAUCAAAGGAAUUAAUUAUUCAUGACUUGUUGGAAAUUCAGCAACAAUCUCCUGCCUCUCCUCAUGUACUGCUUGCUGGUCCAUUCUAUGUACCAAGUGAGGAGGUGAAUUUCAAAACAAUGAUUGAACAACCUGUUUUAUUGAAAGGAAACAAGUCGUUAUAUUUCAAUUUUAAAAAGAAGAACAAAUCCGAGAGUACAAGUUGUUUUUUGCAUUUACAUGGAGGAGCCUAUAUUGUGGGAAAUGCCAGGACUUGUCACAUUUAUGAAAAGUUUUGUAAGAGGAAUGGAAUUAAUUUAUUAGGAUUGGAAUAUUCACUCUAUCCACAUGCACAAAUUGAAGAUAUUGUUGAGGAAGCAUUUCGUGCUUUUGAAUGGUUGGUUAAUGAAAAGAAAAUGGAUGAAAUUUACAUUAUUGGAGAAUCAUCUGGAGGUAAUUUGGGACUUUUACUUUGUGAAAAGAUUGCCAACUUGACAGGAGAGCAGGAAAUGAAUUACAAAUCCAUUUUGAAAGGAGCCAUUCUCUUCUCACCAUGGUUGGAUUUAACUCUGAAAGGAACUUCCUCAAUUAUGGAUCUCGAUCACCAAGAUAGAGCCAUCUCUAACAAAUUAAUUCGUACUUGGAAAUCCAAUGGAGUACCAUGUGGUUUAAACCAACAAGAAAGAGCUAGAAAUCUCUCUCCAUUCUAUUGGAGUCAAGAACGUGUCAAUCAAAUUGUAAACCAAACCAUUUCUAAGGGAAUAUUCAUUUCAUAUAGUGAGAGGGAAAGAUUUGUCGAUGAAAUUGAAUCAUUCAUCAACAAGCUCAACAAUAGUGGCGUAAAACUCUCCAAACAUGUAGAAAAAAUCCCAAUCCAUGCAUUCCACCUCAUUUCUGACAUUCUUCCACAACAUUUCAAGAGAUGCAUGACUGGUGUCUUGAAUUUUAUUCAAAAUUGA
Molecule: messenger RNA, 1125 nt
Organism: Naegleria gruberi
Lineage: Eukaryota; Heterolobosea; Eutetramitea; Acrasida; Naegleriidae
Exons: 1
Coding region: 1-1125 (374 amino acids)
Molecular function (GO): hydrolase activity
Source: RefSeq, a predicted model, not a curated record